Messenger RNA from Tripterygium wilfordii, 567 nucleotides. Its product is annotated as dirigent protein 4-like. The transcript has a single exon. The coding region runs from base 1 to 567 and encodes 188 amino acids. The record is from RefSeq and is a predicted model, not a curated record. Lineage: Eukaryota; Viridiplantae; Streptophyta; Magnoliopsida; Celastrales; Celastraceae.
AUGAAAGGAAGAGUAAUAAUCUUGGCCUUACUGGCUUUGAUGUGCUGCAUCAACACUGGAUUGGCACACAAAAAAUCAUACUACACAAAGAGCAGACCAUAUGUUCACAAGCAGAAGCAAGUCACCAACCUCCACUUCUACUACCACGAGACUAGCAAUGUCGAAAACGCCACUACAGUCAUCGUAGCCAAACCCGCCGCCAACGACCCUUCACCCUCCCAAUUUGGCACUAUCACCGCCAUGGAUGAUCCUCUAACCAUCGGUCCUGACCCGUCCUCGGAAGUGAUUGGGAAGGCACAGGGGAUGUAUGUAUUUGCUGGCCAAGAUAGAACAAUGCUGGUAAUGUAUGCUGAUUUUGGUUUUCUUAAGGGAAAGUUCAAUGGGAGCUCCAUUAGUGUGAUGUCGAGGAAUUCGGUUUUGGACCGGGAACGUGAUCUUGCGGUGGUUGGAGGUACAGGGAAGUUCAGGAUGGCUAAAGGGCUUGCGAUGCUUAAGACCUAUUCUGGGUUAAAGCCUCAUGUUGGUACCCAUGUUGAGUAUAAGAUCAAAUUGGUUCAUUAUAAUUAG